AACGUGACCUGUCACCGAUGGAACAGGUGUUGGACAGUAGCGGAAGGAAUAGCAUAUAAUACCUUGCAAUUCAACCCACACAGUCAGUCUUAUAUAGUGUGAGUUGAGUCGUAAAUCACUAUUUCUGCUAUCAAUCUACAACAACUAAGACAAAGUCUCGAAGAUGGCUGAUCUUUCCAAGGAAACAGUAAAGUAUACCAGACUCUGGGGACUGCAUCGCUCUUGUAAAAUAUUUCAUCUGUCCUACCUGAAAAAGUCGUUUUCAAAACGUCCCAAAGAGGUGGAAGUUGUGGAAAUCGUAGGACAGUCUGGUAGACGACAUGCAAUAUGUAGUGAAAUCGAGAAGAGGGUCUACGUCAACACUCCUUCUACAAAAGCUCCUACAGCAUCUCUACAUUCUGUUCACUGGCACAUGGUGAAACGAUACAGACUCGUAUGCUAUGACCUUUUAUAGUUCCCAUACGACGCAAGUCCAGUUGGAUCCUGUCCAUGCGAUCAACAUACACGCGCCGUAAACAUUUUCGCCUAUUAACGAAAGUGACUAUUUACAGAAUGUCUCAAUUCCCCAAAUACAAUAGCAUGCAAGAGAAUGAUGCCUGAAACCUAAGAAGAAGACUUUGGUGAAAAUCCCUCGGCCAAACAUGAACUAUGAAGACAUUGCCGUUUAAUAAACAAAUAUUGAUAACACUCGCUUAGCUGAAUAACAAAAAUUUGGCUUUCAUAAGAACAAAAAUGACUAUAAUGACCAGAUGGCCUUAUUGACAACCGGGUGAACUUUAGAAAGCAAUUUGCGCUAUCGGCGUUUUGUCGAGUAAGAUCGCAGUAACAAUGAAGUGGCCGUGAGGCAGGAACUGUGUCCCAGAAUGAAUAAAAUAAUUUAUAUAGAAAUUACAAUGAUAAACUAUUUUUGCUAAGAAAAUUUUGUCAUAUAUUUGAUAUAUGUAUGCAUGUCCUGUGGACAGGAUUCUUUGUAUGACUAGAAACGAC
Paramuricea clavata is the source of this 987-nucleotide messenger RNA. The record is from the annotation of a GenBank genome assembly. NCBI's taxonomy places the organism in Eukaryota, Metazoa, Cnidaria, Anthozoa, Malacalcyonacea, Plexauridae.